This is a messenger RNA of Eremothecium sinecaudum, 612 nucleotides long. It is a transcript of the gene PSF1, whose product is annotated as DNA replication protein PSF1. The transcript has a single exon. Gene Ontology annotation, cellular component: GINS complex. Gene Ontology annotation, biological process: DNA replication; DNA strand elongation involved in mitotic DNA replication. Bases 1 to 612 code for a protein of 203 amino acids. NCBI's taxonomy places the organism in Eukaryota, Fungi, Ascomycota, Saccharomycetes, Saccharomycetales, Saccharomycetaceae. The record is from RefSeq and is a predicted model, not a curated record.
AUGUAUGGUGAUUUGGGUAAUAAGUUAAUUCGGGAAGCCAAAAGAACGCAGCAGCUCAUGAGCUCCAGCUCCCCUGCUCAAUUACCCAUGUAUCAAGAAGAAAUGGUACGUUCGAUAUUAAAGGAGGUAGCUCAUCUACAGCGUAACGCCGAGUAUCUAAAAGAGCAAACUGAAAGUGGAAAACUAUUCAAGUGUCAAUAUUUUGUUACCAUGCUUUGUAUUGAAAGGAAUAAGAGAUGUCUUCUGGCCUACGAGAAAACAAGAAGUGACAUAUUGGAUUCGAUAGUUUGGGAUAAUAAUGGGAUGGAAAUGCUCAGCUCUAUGGGUAGUACAAAUCAUAGCAGUAGUAAUCUUUCCCAUCCAGAACAGGAAUAUAUAAUGGAAUACUCUCAGCUGAUAUCUGAUAUGAAAACAGGCGAUCUCGUGGAUAUAGAUUUAUCUGGCAGUCUUUCGCCUCCAAGCGACGUCUUCAUUGAUGUGAGGGUAUUGAAGGAUGCAGGUGAGAUUCAAACUGAGUAUGGGGUGUUCAAUCUGAUAAAGGAUUCGCAGUUCUUCGUCAGGCAAACUGAUGUAGAAAGAUUAAUACAACAAGGUUAUUUGCAAAAGCUAUAG